GGCAAGCUAUGUGUGUUGGAGGUUGAGGAUAUCUCCUUCUAGAGGUAUAGAUGGGGGGGAUGUGACACAUACGCAGCAGGUCUAUGGCCGUGCUUGGCUUAAUAUUGAUGCACACUGGGUAUAUGCUGAGGAUACAAUUGACAUCGCAGAGGGAAGACUUUGACCGGGGCUCGAGGACGGAUUGGAAACUGAUCAGCAGCAAUGAUGUUCUUUGGGAGGUCUAUGUUCUGAUGAGGUCUGCAGCAGAGAGGGUGUUGAGGCAGUUGCAAGAGCACCCUGACUCGUGGACACGAGUUGUGUCAAUCCUGCAAAACAGUGCUAACACAAACACCAAAUUUUUUGCUCUUCAGGUUUUGGAGGGAGUUAUCAAGUACAGAUGGAAUGCAUUGCCUGUCGAGCAAAGAGAGGGUAUCAAGAAUUUCAUCUCAGAUCUGAUUGUAAUGCUCUCACGAGACGAAACCAGUUUCCGAAGGGAGCGCCUCUAUGUCAACAAACUGAACGUCAUAUUAGUACAGGUUGUGAAGCAUGAGUGGCCUCAUAGGUGGCCCAGGUUCAUUCCGGAUCUGGUUGCAGCGUCCAAGAGUAGCGAGACUCUCUGUGAGAACUGCAUGGUCAUUCUUAAGCUGCUUAGCGAGGAGGUCUUUGAUUUCUCCAGAGGGGAGAUGACUCAACAGAAGAUAAAAGAGCUGAAGAAUUCGUUGAACAGCGAGUUUCAGCUUAUCCAUGAACUCUGUCUGUAUGUACUGGCGGUAUCAACGAGACCGGAGUUAACACGGGAGACUUUGUCCACUCUCCACGCAUUCUUGUCGUGGAUUCCACUUGGCUACAUUUUUGAAUCGACAUUGCUGGAGACUCUCCUCAACUUGUUCCCAUCUGCGGCGUAUCGGAACUUGGCACUGAAGUGCCUCACUGAGGUUGCUUCACUCACCUGUAAUGGGGACUUCUACAACCAGCACUUUGUGAAGUUGUACACAGUCUUCAUGGUGCAGUUGCAGAUGGUUCUUCCUCGUGGAACUGCUCUGGCAACUGCAUACGAGAAGGGGUCCGAUGAAGAUCAGGCAUUCAUUCAGAACUUGGCUCUGUUUUUCACCGCCUACUUCAAGGCGCAUAUCACACUUUUGGAGCCCUAUGUUGAGAACCGGGAAGCUCUUCUUGCGGGACUGGAUUGUCUCAUCGACAUCUCCUACGUGGAGGAAACGGAGCUGUUCAAGGUGUGUCUGGACUACUGGAACUUCUUUGUCGGUGAUCUGUAUCAGUCAGAGUGCAGUAUGAUCGACUCUGCUGUUCCAGGGCUGCGGGUGAAUGCCCCAAUUGGUGAUGGUGUUGCUGCCCCAGUGCCAUCGGCAAGGAAAGAGCUGUACAAAGUUCCGCUUUCGAAGCUGCGGUUGUUGAUGAUAAGCCGAAUGGCCAAACCAGAGGAGGUGUUGAUUGUGGAAGAUGAGGAUGGGAAUAUAGUGCGGGAGACCAUGAAAGACAAUGAUGUAUUAGUCCAGUACAAGAUCAUGCGGGAGACAUUAAUCUACUUAUCAAACUUGGACCAUGCAGAUACUGAAGAGCAGAUGAUUAGCAAGCUUGCUCUUCAGCUGAAUGGGAAAGAAUGGUCCUGGAAUAAUCUCAACACUCUCUGCUGGGCAAUCGGAUCUAUAUCUGGCUCGAUGGGUGAAGAUCAGGAGAACCGCUUCCUUGUCCAUGUUAUUCGAGAUCUCCUGAACCUCUGUGAGAUGACGAGGGGGAAGGACCACAAGGCAGUGAUUGCAAGCAACAUCAUGUAUGUUGUUGGACAGUACCCAAGGUUUCUGAGAGCGCACUGGAAAUUCUUGAAAACUGUCGUCACCAAACUCUUCGAAUUCAUGCAUGAGACGCAUCCGGGUGUACAGGACAUGGCGUGCGAUACGUUUUUGAAGAUUGUGCAGAAAUGCAAACGGAAGUUCGUUCAGGAGUCUGAGCCGUUCAUUUCAGAACUGCUGAAGGCCCUGUCGACAACAAUUUUGGACUUACAGAAUCAUCAAAUUCAUACAUUCUAUGAAGCAGUCGGCUAUAUGAUCCAAGCUGAGACUGACCCUCAAAAGCGGGAGGAAUUGAAUGCUGAACAUGCCUACUGUGGGCCUGUUUGUGGUUAUCAGAGAUGGUCUGAAAUUAUCAAUCAAGCAAGAACGAGUGUGGAUUUUUUGAAGUCGCCAGAGGUUGUUCGAGCAAUUUUGAAUAUUCUUCAGACGAAUACCAGUGCGGCAAGCUCAUUAGGGCAACCCUUCCUCUCACAGCUUAGUCUCAUCUAUCUGGACAUGCUCAAUGUAUACAGGAUGUACAGCGAGCUGAUCAGCUCAACCAUUGCGGAAGGUGGGCCUUAUGCAUCAAGAAGUUCUUUUGUCAAAUUGCUUAGGUCAGUGAAGAAGGAGACCUUGAGGUUGAUUGAAACAUUUGUUGACAAGGCAGAUGAUGUUGGCCUGAUUGCCAAGCAGUUUGUACCUGCAAUGAUGGACCCAAUUCUCGGGGAUUAUGCGAGGAAUGUCGCUGAUGCUCGGGAGUCGGAAGUGCUGUCUCUGUUUGCAUGCAUCAUCAAUAAGCUGAAAGGAGCAAUGCUAGAAGAGAUUCCUCGAGUUUUUAAGGCAGUCUUUGAGUGCACGCUCGAUAUGAUAACCAAGAACUUUGAGGACUACCCGGAGCAUAGAUUGAAGUUUUUCUCUUUGCUGAGAGCUAUUUCUAAUCACUGCUUCACUGCCCUCUUCACUCUCUCCAGCCAGCAAUUGAAAUUGGUAAUGGAUUCCAUCGUGUGGGCAUUCCGGCAUACGGAGAGAAACGUUGCGGAGACCGGUCUAAACCUCCUCCUCGAGCUCUUGAGUAACUUCCAGACGUCUGAAUUCGCCAACCAAUUCCAUCAGACGUACUUCCUGAUGAUCGUACAGGAGAUUUUUGCAGUACUGACGGAUACGUUUCACAAGCCUGGGUUCAAGCUCCACACCCUCAUUCUUCAACACCUCUUCUGUCUGGCGGACUCUGAGGUGUUAACGCAACCAUUGUGGGACGUCAGCGCACUAGGAAUAGGGGCUUACCCGAACAAUGCCGCGUUUGUAAAAGACUACACAAUCAAGCUCCUAACCACAUCCUUCCGCAACAUGACCGCUGCUGAGGUCACAAUGUUUGUCAAUGGUGCCUUUGAGGCGAAGCAGGAUCUGGCGACCUUCAAGGUUCAUCUCCGGGACUUCCUGGUCCAGUCUAAGGCAUUCUCAUCGCAGGAUAACAAGGAGCUGUAUGCAGAGGAGGCAGCUGCACAAAGGGAGGUGGAGAGACAGCGGAUGCUCUCCAUUCCUGGGCUGAUUGCUCCCAACGAGCUGCAGGAUGACAUGACUGACCUAUGAUAAUGGUUUUGGCACAACAGGUAUCUUACUUGAGAAUAGGAUGGAGGAUCUUCUUCCUCCUACUACAUUUCAUCGCAUUCCUGAUGUUGUGUGCUAUCCUGGAGAGAGUAGCCAGGAGGGGCUAUAGGCACCCCUUGUAGUAUUCUCGAAUACAGGAUGUUUUCGUCAUGUUUCUGUUAGGGCGAGGAAGCGCAACGAGUGUGGUCGUGAUGUAUGUCCCUUCAGGAUUGUCCAUCUUCCUGAUGGCCAUAGACAGUGCUACCCGUUGUGAGCGCCCUUGGCAGGAAGUGAUGUUUUAUCUAUCAGAGCUUCAUGGGUCGCUGGCGCAAACUGACGGGCAUGGAGGAUUUCAGCCGGUGGCCAUGUUGUCUCAUUGCCAGCAUGUGUGCAUGGUCUCUAUGGGUGCAUAGUAUUUUUCAGAAAGAAGUCAAGUAAGGACUUGGACCCUUUCACAUUUUUCUGUAUUGUGCAUACAGCUGUGUAGCUUACAGAGCAAUUGGUGUAGAAGAAUGUGUAUUUUCCAUUGAUUUGAGGAAGGCAACCGGGAUUAACCACCUCCCCCCCCUCAUGACCGGGGGGGGGGGGGGGGUGUUGCAAGGACUGGACGGUUUGACUAUGCACAAUUUGACCGUGCCAAGUUUGGUGUGUGUACUCGUAGAGGGCUGAAGUUGGCUUGUUCCAGUUUGAAGAGUGGUGAUCGUUUGCUGCAGCUGGAGUUUGGUCGAGGAGCACGAAGUGAAACCAAGCAGGGAUAGGAGCGGGGCAGAAGCCACGGAGUAGUGAGAGAUGAGAGAGAGAGACCGUAUCAUGUCCAUUAUGCUGGCGUAAUGAAGACUGCGAAGUGAAAAUGCGUAGAGUGAAAGGUAGGCCGCUAUCGGUUCCUUUAUUUUGUGGGUCUGGAGGGUCUGGAGCAGAAUGUGUGUGGAGUAGGUAGGUAGGUAGAACAGUGUAGAGUGUAGAUCGACUGACAAUUUAGCUUGAAGAGGCACUAAUUUUCUAAUCGGAUCGCCCAGCACUGUGUGAGUUGAGAUGCUGGUGCGACAGUUUCCAUCGCUAGACAUGUCUCCUUUCUUUUGUGACGACAUGAGCGAAUCGGUAGAUGGGUGAUUCGUGAUUGGGAUUGCUGUCGACCCCCGUAACAGCCAUGGGAGGAGAGGGUUAUGCCGUCGUCUUGUGGAGGACCAAGGAAUUGUAGUUGUUCGGCUUUGGGGGGGAUGGCAUCGAAAGAAGAAGAAGAGAGCACUUGUGCACAGAGGGACGGCUGGAAUGGUGGUGGGUGUACAGGAGAGAGCACUGGCAAGGUCAGUGCAAUGGGGCUCUAAAGGUUGAGCAGCAUGGAUGAAAAGGGGUCCAGAAGAUGGAGCUUUGUGGCUUAAGCAAGAGUAUGAAGAGAAGUCACUGUGAAGGGGUGUUAUCAUUGCAGUUCCUUGGGGCUGCCUCUCUGAAAUGCUUUGAUGUUGGAAAUAAUGCCAAUUUACACCCCUCUCGCAGUUGCUUCCUUUCUCUGUGGUUCUGUCUCCGCCUUUCAGUUUACAACACCCUGCGGUGUGGCUUUUUUGUGGUUAUAAUGGUCUAGCUGCCACCAAUGUUAGUGUCGCGGCUUAAAAUAAUGUGCCGACCGGC
Chara braunii is the source of this 4979-nucleotide messenger RNA. The record is from the annotation of a GenBank genome assembly. Lineage: Eukaryota; Viridiplantae; Streptophyta; Charophyceae; Charales; Characeae.